CCAUUCGUCGCCACCCAUCCUGUCCCUAGCCUGCAAGAAGAUCCGUCUAAAACUGGGACAGGACCCGCUGGUCAAGAAUGCAUAUAUGCAUUCGAUAAAUCUAAUGCCAAACGUGGCAGUGUUGGCAUUUCCUCUUCCGUUUCUGCCGAAGACGACGAUAAACGAACCUCAGAAAGGGUUACGGGAACACUAAAGUAAACCGUAUUGAACGAAGCAGUCACUUCGUAACAAGAAGCAUUUGAGGAAAGGUUACACCCUACAACUCAAAAUGUCGGAAAGAAAAGUUUUGAACAAAUACUACCCUCCGGAUUUUGAUCCGUCUAAAAUUCCCAAGAUGCGAAUGCCGAAAAACAGGACCUUCAGCAUUCGUAUCAUGGCACCUUUUAACAUGAGAUGCAAUACUUGUGGAGAAUACAUUUACAAAGGCAAGAAGUUCAAUUCUCGCAAAGAAAAUGUGGAUGAUGAGUUUUAUCUUGGGCUACGAAUUUUCCGGUUUUACAUCAAGUGUCCAAGAUGUGUAGCUGAGAUUGCUUUCAAGACUGACUUGGAGAACACUGACUAUGCCUUGGAAGCUGGAGCCCAACGCCUGUUUGAGGCGGAGAAGUUGGCACAAAAGAUGGCUGCUGCUGAACAGAAGGAGAAAGAAGAUGAAGAGAUGAACCCAAUGAAGGUGCUUGAGAACAGGACGAAAGCCAGCAGGAAUGAAAUAGAGGAACUUGAUAAACUGGAGGAGCUGAAAGAGAUCAACUCAAAGAAGGCUAAUCUGGACCAUGAACAGAUGAUACAAGUCCAUCAGAAGUAUGAAGAACUGCUGGCUAGAUUACAAGAUGAAGAGGAUGAGAAGAUUAUAGAGUCUAUAUUUGGAGAGAAGAAUGGUGAGGCAGUGAAGAGACUGGCAGACUCUGACAGUGAUGAAGACAGCUGUGAUGCUCCGCCUGUCAAGAAGCAACCUCCCCCAGAGAGGCCUACUGAUAUUUUUGCUGAGGUGAACCCAGAAAAGAAGAAACAGGAAACAAAGAAACAAGAAAGCUGGCAAAGAAGUGUCGGAUCUUUAUCAUCAAAAAACACUCUAUCUAACCUGGUUGUGAAGAAAAAGCCAGCUGCAAAGCUCAGUUCCACAGUUGCUAACAGUACAACUAGUCACUCACAAGCUGUCAGUAACAAGGACAACUCAAGUUCUAAAGACAUUGAGCCAAAGGAGCAGUCAAAACCUGUUGUAUCUGGUUUGAGCAUGCUGGGAAAUUAUUCAGCAAGUGAUAGUGAAGGGUCUGAGUAAGAGGUUCACCAUGUUCACUGUUGAUCUGUUUCAUUAGACCAUGGUCUGUGUGAACAGGCCAUUACUUAACAUACUGCACAGACAGCAAGCAGCAUUCGGGAUAUUUUAUGAGCAAGGCUCAACACCAUAUUCAGUGACAAUUGUAACGUAGAAAUUUGAUAUGCUUAAUUAAAUGAUAUGUCCAAUGUGGUCUGCUGGCACAUGCUUCCUGUCUGUGUAGAAAGGAAACAAAACAAGAUCACUUCAUUCAUGAUUCUUGUUUUCCCCAAAACAUUAUUCCACACUUUUUUUUACUGUACAGCAAUCGUAAUGAAGGCUGGGCUCAUUUAAACUUUACUUGCAGAAUACCUUAUACAUAGUGUGAACCAGAAAUUUGGAUACAAUGGAAGUUAAUUAAUAUACUAAAAUAGAUCUUGGAACAGUUAUUUCAUAUGAAAUGUGAAGAUUUACUGUCACACAUCAAUGGCUAUCAGACACCAGUUAACGUUGCCAGUCAGACAAAUGUUAUAUCUUCUACCCCGUGCAUAAAUUCUAGUUAUGAAAAACUUGCCUUAUACACAGUGAUUUUAUAUAUUCAAAAAAGGAUAUACCAUUGUUGUAUUGUCAGCAGCGUACCUGCGCUCUCAGGUUCUCACAGAUCAGUGAGAUCUGCAUCACUUCAGGCCUCUUCAUUGACACUAAAAAAUAUGAGUGGCACUUUUUUCAAUGCUAGAGCGUACCUAUUGGCGCAACAUUUAAUAUAAUCCACAGUUCUUCUAUUCCAUGGUUACCAUGAAUGGCAAAAGCCUCAACUGCAUUGGCACACAUUUUAGUAGUUAAGGUGGCAAUUGGCAACACUCAAAAAGAAAACCGGGCUGAAGCACUGCCUCUUACACAAUAAGCUGAUGUGGAAGUACUGUACCAUGGGUAAAACAAUACACCCUGGUAUGACUUUAUAACUUAACUUGUCACUGUAGAAAGUUAAGUUGUCACUGUAGGAAGAUGCUUCGGGCAAACAGACAAUUUGUCUCUUAAUAUAUAUCUUAGUGGAUUUGUCAUAGUGGGAAGCUACCUGUGGCACUAUCUACAAUCAGUGAGGCAACAUUACUAUCUCACUAAAGUCAUUAAUUUCAGGAUGCAAGUUUAACUGUAAUAACAUCUUCAUAAUUAUCAUGAUCAUCCCCCCUAUAAGUAGGAAUUUUAGGACUUUUAUUUAUGAAUGAUUGUAUUUGAUUAUUCCUCCCAAUUCUUUGUUGAAUCCAUUGUUAUAAUUGGAUGGGCCUGGAAUGGUUUCAUAAUAAACAUGAUUAAU
Molecule: messenger RNA, 2567 nt
Organism: Haliotis rubra (blacklip abalone)
Lineage: Eukaryota; Metazoa; Mollusca; Gastropoda; Lepetellida; Haliotidae
Product: splicing factor YJU2-like
Exons: 8
Coding region: 269-1276 (335 amino acids)
Biological process (GO): mRNA splicing, via spliceosome
Cellular component (GO): U2-type catalytic step 1 spliceosome
Source: RefSeq, a predicted model, not a curated record